CCAGUAGAUUAUCGCCAUUGUUGCUGAACAAAAAAUGGCUACCGUCGCCACGUCAUCGUCAUCUUCCUCUUCUGCCAAUAUCGCUUUUGCUAAAUACCCUCCACCAUUUUCUCCGACAAGGAAUUUUCCGCAGACACUUCGGAUUCCAAUCCGCCAUCGCCGGCGACCCACCUCCGCCGCCGGCCGUGUCUAUGCUUCGGCGUCGGCGGUGACUCCGGCGCCAACUCCGGCGGCAACUAAGCCGGAAGAUUUGGUGGAGAAGAUUCUGUCAAAGGUAGUGCAAACAGAUAGAGGAGUUUUGCUAACAAAAGAAGAGCAUCAGAAAGUUGCUGACGUGGCAGAUGAACUGCAGAGUUUCUGCGUAGAUGAACCUGUCAAAUGCCCCCUUAUAUUCGGAGAGUGGGAUGUGUUGUAUUGUUCGAACCCGACAUCGCCCGGUGGCGGUUACCGGAGCGCAGUUGGUCGGAUCUUUUUCAAAACAAAGGAAAUGAUGCAGGCGGUUGAAGCACCCGAUAUUGUUAGGAAUCGAGUUUCUUUCUCUCUCUUCGGAUUCGUUGAUGGAGAGGUUUCUUUGAAGGGAAAACUUACUGCACUAGAUGAGAAGUGGAUACAAGUAGUGUUCGAAGCGCCUGAACUUAAGGUCGGAGGAUUCGAGUUCAGUUACGGAGGAGAGAGUGAAGUGAAGCUACAAAUUACGUACAUAGACGAAAAGAUUCGACUCGGGAAAGGUUCUAGAGGCUCUCUCUUUGUCUUUCAAAGAACAUGAUACAAUACACCACCGUUUUUUUCUCUCGGGAUUUUGAAUGUUUAUCAUAUGUAAUGACAAUGUACGAUUAUACCUGAACAACGUUUUUUUUUCGAAUGAAGUGAUAUUAGCCGGGUCCGA
Messenger RNA from Erythranthe guttata (spotted monkey flower), 886 nucleotides. Its product is annotated as Plastid-lipid associated protein PAP / fibrillin family protein. Lineage: Eukaryota; Viridiplantae; Streptophyta; Magnoliopsida; Lamiales; Phrymaceae. The record is from RefSeq and is a predicted model, not a curated record.